AAUCAAUGUUCCGUAAAAAAUUCUUUGGAAGCGUUUAUAAGAACCAACAAUUUAAUGUAAAAUCGUGUAAUGAACAUUUAAUUUAAUUCAUUUAUAAAUCAGUUAUAUUAAUCUAAGGUAAACUUGCAAAGAAAAUGUCAGGCAAAAAGGAUUCGACAAAGCCUAAACUACACAAGACAACGAUUAACCAUACAGUCGGGAAACCUGUAUACGACUCGAGUGUUGCGAAACGUUUGGAUGAAGAAAAGAGAGAAUCGAAGGAGAAAGACAAGCGGAUAGAAGAAUUGGAAAAGGAAUUAUCGAGAGUGGAAAAAAAGCUUAAAAAGGAAACAGCUGAAAGAGAAAAGUUAAACCAUGAACAUGACAAGAUGAUAUCAGAUUUGAAACAUGCUCGUGGAAAAAAUCUUGAUAAAACUUUAAAAGAGGAAAACGACAGACUGAAACAUGAAGUUGACAAAAUAAUAAUAGAGAAGGAGGAUCUUGGAAAAGAAGUCGAUCGUUUGAGAACAAAUUUGAGUAAAGUAGCUGGGGACAAAAUGAUGGACGGCAAUCCUUAUGUAACUGAUCUGAGUGACCCAAACCGACCACAGAGAUUAGCAGAGAAAUUCAACUGUCUAUACGAUAACUCAUGGACUGAUGCAUACGAAAUCCUGUUAGCGAAGAACAAAGAUGAAAAAUCCAUUUGUGAAAUUUUAUUGAAAAUUUUAGAGGCAUGUUGGAGGUUUUGUUCUGGAGUUUCAAAACACCAGUUUUCCAGUUUACAAAAAGCUUGUAUGGAACCUGUUACAAUCUCUACUGAGAUGAAAGAAGACUCUGGUGCCUAUACAAAACACCUCACGGACGCAAGACGGUCAUGUGCUCGAACGUUUAUUCCAUUGAUGUGUCAGCACUUUUGGGAAAAGGAAAUGAAUAAAGACCAUAAAAAAGACGAAACAUUGAAACCCUAUGUAGACGCCUGCCUUGAACUCUUUUGGUACAGUGCAAUUACUGAUCCACCUCUAUAUUAUUCAUUUACUGCUGAUAAUCUUGACAACUUCAGGGGAUAUACAAAAAAUGGUGAUGAAGUGGACUUUAUUGUAUGGCCGGCAAUGUAUUUGCAUGAAAACGGCCCGCUUUUGUAUCAAGGAGUAGUCCAAUAUAAAUAG
Messenger RNA from Mytilus trossulus (common blue mussel), 1145 nucleotides. RefSeq lists its product as uncharacterized. The record is from RefSeq and is a predicted model, not a curated record. The transcript has 9 exons. NCBI's taxonomy places the organism in Eukaryota, Metazoa, Mollusca, Bivalvia, Mytilida, Mytilidae. Bases 135 to 1145 code for a protein of 336 amino acids.